Messenger RNA from Camellia sinensis, 1260 nucleotides. RefSeq names its product NAD(P)-binding Rossmann-fold superfamily protein (gene TSC10A). Gene Ontology annotation, biological process: sphingolipid biosynthetic process. Gene Ontology annotation, molecular function: 3-dehydrosphinganine reductase activity. Gene Ontology annotation, cellular component: endoplasmic reticulum membrane. The record is from RefSeq and is a predicted model, not a curated record. Lineage: Eukaryota; Viridiplantae; Streptophyta; Magnoliopsida; Ericales; Theaceae.
UCUUCCCUCUCUCUCUCCUCGUCUUCCUCUACCUCAUCGUCAGCCCCAAACCCGUCAGAAUCCCAAUCAAAGGCCGCCACGUGUUCAUCACCGGCGGAUCGAGCGGCAUCGGCCUCGCCAUGGCCCGCCAGGCCGCCGCGGAGGGCGCUCGGGUCUCCAUCCUCGCUCGCAACCGCGACAAGCUCGAGGAGGCGAAGCAAUCGAUCCAUCUCUCCACCGGCAUCGACGUCGCCGUCUUCAGCGCCGACGUGCGAGACUUCGCCGCCGUGAAGGCGGCGGUGGAGGAGGCUGGGCCGGUCGAUGUGUUGGUGUGUAAUCAAGGAGUUUUUGUACCGCAGGAAUUGGAGAGUCAGGAAUUGGAGGAAGUGAAGUUCAUGAUCGAUGUGAAUUUGAUGGGGACUUUUCAUUUGAUUAAGGCCGCUUUGAAUGGGAUGAAGAAUCGGAGAGAUCGUGGACCGGCUUCGAUUGCGAUUAUGUCUUCUCAGGCUGGUCAGGUGGGUAUUUAUGGUUACACUGCUUACUCAGCUAGUAAGUUUGGCCUCAGAGGCAUGGCAGAAGCACUUCAACAGGAAGUUAUUGCGGAUAACAUUCAUAUCUCUCUUAUAUUCCCCCCUGACACUGAAACCCCUGGUUUGGAGGAAGAGAACAAGAAACGACCACAGCUUACCAGUAUCAUUGCAGCUUCCUCUGGUGCAAUGAAAGCCGAUGAAGUUGCCAAGAAAGCUUUGGAUGGCAUCAAAUCUGGUAGUUUUAUUGUCCCCUGCAACUUUGAGGGACUGUUAUUGACCAUUGCAACUGCCGGUCUAUCCCCUCAAGGAUCAUACCUAAUGGCAUUUGUUGAGGUGGUUACUGCUGGUAUAGUACGCCUUGCAGGUCUAUGUUUCCAAUGGAAUUGGUAUGGAAGCAUAGAAAAGUGGCAUGCACAAAAGAAAUAAAUCCUGGAAAUUUUGAGCUUGACACGCGGACAGUCCUAUGCAUGGCAGCUUUCGGAGAUUACAACAGAUUUUUGUCCAUUCAUGAGGAUGGUUCUUGUAACUGGCAAUUUUUUUUUUUUUUGGGAUCAGAUAUUUGACAAAUUGAAGGAAAUAAAAAAUUUGCAAAUCAAAUCUUCAAUGCUUGAUCUGAAUUUGUCAGUUCUUUAUCCAGUGUUGUUUUUCUUAGAAGAAAAAUGGUUGAGAGCACUAAAAAUGUUGCUCUAAUGGCACCACUAAUGAUGUGGCAACGGGCUCCGUUCACUGCUUAUGCCUUUUUUUUCCCCAA